AACGAAGUCUUCGAUUCCGUGUUUCCUUCAGAGUCAGCUUCUUUGUUUGUUAGAGAGAGAAAAUAUAAAAGUUUUUAGAGAGAGAAAGUGGGUCUUGUUUUAACACAGACAGAAGAUCUAGGAGCGUGUUCUUUGAUAAGACUUUGAAACAUCAUGAUCUCUUAUGUUCUUUGAUCUCAGCGUUUCGGAGUGUUUGAGCUAUUCAUUCUAGUGGGAGAACAAUUAUUUAUUCUUGAAGUGGUUUUGGUGAUAUACUAAUUACUAAAUUCUAAGGUUGUGAGGGUGUUGGAACAAAUGUCGUUUAGGAGUAUUGUUCGUGACGUGAGGGAUGGGAUUGGAAGUUUAUCGAGUCGGCGUUUUGAGGUGAGGCUUCCUGGACAUCAGAAGGGGAAGUCGAGGAGUUCGGUCCAUGAAUUGCAGGAUCAGCCUCCUGUUAUACAGAAUAGCCGGUGGGCGAGUUUACCGCCGGAGCUUCUUCGUGAUGUUAUUAAGAGAUUGGAAUCUAAUGAGAGUACUUGGCCUAGUCGGAAACAUGUGGUUGCGUGUGCUGCGGUGUGUAAGUCGUGGAGAGAAAUGUGCAAAGAAAUUGUUAGCAGUCUUGAGUAUUGUGGGAAGAUUACCUUUCCGGUUUCGCUGAAACAGCCUGGGUAUAGAGAUGGACCAAUCCAGUGUUUCAUCAAGCGAGACAAAUCUAAGCUGACAUACCAUCUUUUCCUUUGCCUUAGUCCCGCCUUGCUUGUUGAAAAUGGAAAAUUUCUUCUCUCUGCUAAACGCACCAGAAGAACGACUUGCACUGAGUAUGUUAUAUCAAUGGAUGCAGAUAACAUAUCAAGAUCUAGCAGCACUUACAUCGGAAAGCUUAGGUCUAAUUUUCUUGGAACCAAGUUCAUAAUUUACGAUACACAGCCUCCCUAUAACAAUGCUCAGUUGGCGGCUCCACCUGGACGCAGCAGCCGUAGAUUCUACUCGAAAAAAGUUUCUCCAAAGGUCCCUAGUGGCAACUACAACGUCGCACAGGUAACCUACGAGUUGAAUGUCCUCGGCACCAGAGGUCCACGGAGGAUGAAUUGCACUAUGUACUCAAUCCCUUCAUCAUCCCUUGAGCCCGGCGGCGUUGUCCCCGGCCAGCCAGAGCUCAUUUCCCGCUCACUCGAGGAUUCUUUCCGUAGCUUAUCCUUUGCAAGGUCAAUCGAUAACUCCACCGAGUUUAGCAGCUGUAGAUUCUCGGACAUAAUGGGAGCUAGCAUAAUGGAAGAUAGAAAUGAAGACGAGGAGGGGAAGGAGAGACCUCUAGUUCUUAAGAACAAAUCUCCGAGAUGGCACGAACAGCUGCAAUGCUGGUGCCUUAACUUUAGGGGACGCGUGACCGUAGCGUCCGUCAAGAAUUUUCAGCUGAUCGCUUCAACACAGCCUGCAGCCAUCCCUCCUCGUGCAGCAACAGGACCUGCGCCGUCGCAGCCGGCUCAGUCUGACCAUGACAAGAUUAUUCUUCAGUUCGGUAAGGUCGGCGAGGACAUGUUUACCAUGGACUAUCGAUACCCUCUCUCGGCGUUUCAGGCUUUUGCGAUAUGCUUGACUAGCUUUGACACAAAACUGGCAUGUGAAUAGUGACAAGAGACAUAUAUAUGGUAACCAAGACAAGUAGAGAAUGUAAUCUCCAUUUUAGGAAUUCAUAGGAUGGUGAAGCUGUACCAAGUCAUUGAUUGUAUGCCUCAUAGUUACUCUAAAUUGUAAAGUACAGAACAAUCUCUUCCCAGUGUCCCUUUUUUUUUGCCUUUUUCAUUUUCUUAAGUCCUUAUUUUUAGUAUGUUUUAAUGUUUAAACCAUCUCUGUCAAACUUUGUUGAUGUAGACUUCCAUACUUUUAUGGUAAAGAUGUAAUGAAAAAUGUAGUAGCAUUCAAUGUC
Vicia villosa (hairy vetch) is the source of this 1906-nucleotide messenger RNA. RefSeq names its product tubby-like F-box protein 8. The record is from RefSeq and is a predicted model, not a curated record. The coding region runs from base 295 to 1608 and encodes 437 amino acids. Lineage: Eukaryota; Viridiplantae; Streptophyta; Magnoliopsida; Fabales; Fabaceae. Gene Ontology annotation, molecular function: protein binding. The transcript is spliced from 6 exons.